GUCUGUAUGCCAGGACACGAGAAGAAAGCCUUCUGUGGUGUUAUUUAUUAUAGCAACAGGCCCUGGCAACAGUUGGACUCCAUGGUGAUAAUGAAUAACCAAGCUCCUAAGGAAGAGAUGAGGGCAUUUCUACUCCCUGGACAUGCAGCAAGGAGAAGCAGAUGGUCACAGUUUCGCCAUGGGCUGCAGUACUUCUAACAGGGUUGCUGUAGCACAGCUGCCUUCUGAGGAGCUACAGAAGAACCAAGAAGCCAAAAACCAGGUUACAAGUGCCAGCAUUGCUAGAACAGGGGCUGUCACCUCAUGGGAUGGGGCAGCUUGGCCAGCAGGCCCUUCAGAGAAUGGAAGCAACGUUGAAGACAAGGCCAGAGAAGGAGACUCCCCUGAGGAAUUUGCAGAAAGAUUUACACCUUCUCAAAAAAGAAGCAAUGCGCAAAGCACAGAUGCACUGCUCACCAGUGAGUUCAUCAGUCAAUCACGGCCCUUACAAGAAACAGAGAGACAAAAAUCAUCAGAUAUUCUUGAGGAGCUGAGGAUGCAGGGGAUAAUCAGGAGCCAAGGCACUAUUGUCAGGACUGAAGAAGUGUCUGAAAACAAGCAACCAGCCUGCUUCCAAAAGGAGUGAGCUGAAUACUGACCAACGCAAUCCAUGCCUCCAGACUUCACAUGUCAAUUGCUUGGAAAGCAACACUUAACAUUUCUUCUACCAAGGAUGACUCUCAAACCUAGCGUCCUUGUUAGCCAUUUUCAAAUGUUUUCUGGUCAUGACCCCAUUUCAGACUGGGACUCCACUUCUGAUGAGCCCUUGACCCCAAAUAUUGGCACGGAAAAAUGGCUUCUAACUAAUGGCUCUGUACUUCGCUCCUAACUUUACAGACCCUAUGCAGAGAUGAAACCCCUACUUUCAGACGAAGGGAUGUGGAGCACGGCAGCUUGCUUCAGCCAGCUGCUGGGGGCUCACAGAGGGCUGUGCCCUGCUGCUGCCGAAGGCCUGAAGGCAUGAUGAAAGCUCAGCUGAGAGUUGCUCCUGACCACGCACCAGCUCUGUUCUGGGUCUCAGCUGUUGACUGCAGUUGAAUUAGUUCCUGCUGCAAGCUGGAGGAGCCAGGUCCUGUGGUGUAGUUCUCAGGUGAAGCUUAAGCCAUGGUAUGAUGGCUCAGAAACGCAGGCUUGUGGAAUAGAAAACAGAAGGUUGCGUAGAAGGAGGUGGAUACUUCGCCGCUGGAUUAAAAUUGCGAAAGAAGAAAAUCUCCAGUUAUCUUUCACAAGUAAUUUCACAUUAAUUCUCCUGUGUUGUUGUGAUCAUGUUUCUCUCUUUCAAAGUAACAGGAGGGAGGAUGGUGUGGGUUCUUUUGUUUCCUU
Molecule: messenger RNA, 1362 nt
Organism: Oxyura jamaicensis (ruddy duck)
Lineage: Eukaryota; Metazoa; Chordata; Aves; Anseriformes; Anatidae
Gene: STMND1
Product: stathmin domain containing 1
Exons: 4
Coding region: 143-625 (160 amino acids)
Source: RefSeq, a predicted model, not a curated record